AUGCCUCCAGAGGUCAUAGUCGCCAUCGUUGGUGUGUUAGUCAACGUCCCCGCCUUCAUUCUCGUCUUUUGGCACUGUUUCUGCAGAAGAACACCGUCUAACUCUGCUCGAAACUCCGAAGAAGCCGUUCCUCUCCAGUCUCCUUCCUUGCACCCUCGACGUCUCACCUUCGACACACAAUACGCUGUGGCUUUCCCAUGCACGCUUCCUCUCAUCAACGUAUCGACUCCUCGCCUUUGA
Molecule: messenger RNA, 240 nt
Organism: Fusarium mangiferae
Lineage: Eukaryota; Fungi; Ascomycota; Sordariomycetes; Hypocreales; Nectriaceae
Exons: 2
Coding region: 1-240 (79 amino acids)
Source: RefSeq, a predicted model, not a curated record